Molecule: messenger RNA, 1362 nt
Organism: Macadamia integrifolia
Lineage: Eukaryota; Viridiplantae; Streptophyta; Magnoliopsida; Proteales; Proteaceae
Exons: 3
Coding region: 188-1159 (323 amino acids)
Molecular function (GO): protein binding
Source: RefSeq, a predicted model, not a curated record
AUGAAAACCCAACAGCUAAGCGAGGAAGCUUGGUUUGGCCUUCUCUUCUGUUGCUCAAUUCGAAACCAUCUUUGGGGUUUUAGGGUUCAAAGAAUCUUCAUUUCUAAACGCUUUCUCUCUCUUCUUUUGCAACAAUUUAAGAAGAACAACACCUUUCUUUGAGAGAAGAAAUUGCAGAGAAAAGAAAAUGCUUAUGCGAAGCGCAUCAACACCGCUCCUAAACUCAUGGAUUCCUCAUUCGAAGGAGCCGUCUCCAGAAUCUGAUCUGAUUCAUCAAAUUCCAAGGACCAGGUCGAUUACCUUAACGGCUUCGUCUUUGAAUUCGUUGUCACCCAUUGACGAUUCAAUCAACAAGAUGACCAGAGCACUUUCGGAGAAUGAUCUCCGGGAGAUCCCAAUGGUGCCGAAGCCAUCGAACCGGAAGAGUUUAGGUUGGGGCUUAAAUGGGUUGUCCACCAUUUCGGUGGAAGAGGAAGAGGAACAAAAGGUGGUGGAUCCUAAGUCGUUGAAGUCCCAGUCUCUGGAACGAUUGUUUUCGAACUCUGGAUUGGAUGGAUCGGUGCUGGAGGCGACCGAUGAAGCUUGUGAAGUUGGGGGUGAUGGUGAUGGUGGUGGUGGUGGUAAAGGGGGAUCACAUGGUAGGGAUGGAAAUGACGGAUCUGGAUUUUCGGGUUCCAAUCACGGGAAUGAUAGAACUGAUGUUUAUUAUCAGAAGAUGAUCGAAGCCAAUCCAGGCGACGCUCUGCUCCUUGGAAAUUAUGCGAGGUUCUUGAAAGAGGUUCACGGUGACCUUGCUAAAGCGGAAGAAUACUGUGGAAGAUCAAUCUUGGCAAACCCGGGUGAUGGAAAGGUUCUGUCGCUCUAUGCAGAUCUGAUAUGGAAUGCCCACAAAGAUGCUCAUCGAGCUGAGAGAUACUUCGACCAAGCAGUUAAAGCCGCCCCUGAUGACUGCUAUGUUCUAGCUUCUUAUGCUCAAUUUCUAUGGGUUGCUGAUGAUGAAGAAGCAGAAGAAGAAGAAGAAGAAGAUGAGGGGCAGGUGAAGGAGGAGGAGAAAAAGGAAGAGCAUGGAAUGAAGAACAUGAAUAUGAUUCCACCAUCAUCACCACCACCAGUUAAAUUCUUCCAAGGAGCCUCUUUACCUAUCACAGCUGCCUCUUAAGAAUAGAAUCCCUGUGUAUAUGUCUCUCUCUCUCUCGCGCGCGCGCGCGCGUUGUAUGUGUAAAAACUAAAGAGUACUAUAAAAGAGGAGAUUAUCAAUCUCUGUUAGGAGUAGUAGUCGUAACAAACAACACUACUGAGUAGAGAUUAAUCUGACUGUAAAUAUUUUUUUGGAAAUCUUAAAAUAUUUGUUUUUUCAUCCCA